Trichogramma pretiosum is the source of this 1092-nucleotide messenger RNA. RefSeq lists its product as uncharacterized. The record is from RefSeq and is a predicted model, not a curated record. NCBI's taxonomy places the organism in Eukaryota, Metazoa, Arthropoda, Insecta, Hymenoptera, Trichogrammatidae. The coding region runs from base 1 to 1092 and encodes 363 amino acids. The transcript has 8 exons.
AUGCAUCUUUACCACAAGUCCAACAUGAUAACGUUGAAAUUAACAUUCAAAUCAAACAGUGAAAACCUUAAAAAAAAAAUAAUGCAGAAACGAGCCAGGGAAGAUUCAUCAUUAGCUUCUGAUGAAUAUGACAUGCCCUAUCAAUCUAAAAUGCAAAGCAGGUACAUGGCAGUGCAAUACAAAAAAGCAUUUCAUAUAACCAAUUAUUCAGCAAACACAAGUUUUUCUUUGACUAUAUCUGCUUCCUUAGAAGAAUCAUCCAAGUCUAAACGACAGUUGAAUGUUGAAGUAACCAAUCACGUUGAAGCUACGAUGACCAAUAUCUGUGAUUUACCAUUUCAUCACGUACAUGGAAAAAGUAGAACUACAAAUAAUGGACUCGCAACUUCGUGGCUUAGGGCCUUGGGUGAAUUCAAUAAUACCAUAGUAAUAGCGAAUCAAGCUCUGCGUGAUGGAGAAAUGUUUGAAGUGGUAAUUGAAAAUCUAGAGUUAUUGGAAAGAAAUCGUUCACGAUCACAAUCGCCUGAUUCGACCCACAAUGAAGUAAUAGAAAUAUUACCCUCGAAACGGAAGGAAUCUUCGCCAGAAAAAUCUGAUACAGGGGAUAAUUAUACACCAAAAUCAUAUGAUUCGAGCCAAUAUAGAAAAAAAAUAGAAACUAUAAAGAAUAAAGCUACUACUUACAAGAAACAUGAUGCCAUGGAAGUGUAUCGUCACUCGAAUAUACCAUCCCAAAAAGGUGCUUCUCGUACUAAAGUUGAUGAAAACAAAAGUCGGUCGAAAUCAUAUGAUUCUAUAGCGAAGAAGGAUGAUAGAAUCAAAGAACGAGAAAUUGAAAAAACCAGGGAAAAGAAUCGUCAUUCGAAUGAACGAUCUGAAAAAGGUGCUUCUCGUACUAAAGUUGAUGAAAACAAAAGUCGGUCGAAAUCAUAUGAUUCUACAGCGAAGAAGGAUGAUAGAAUCAAAGAACGAGAAAUUGAAAAAACCAGGGAAAAGAAUCGUCAUUCGAAUGAACGAUCUGAAAAAGGUCAAAAGUUACCUCAUAUUAGUUUGAAGUGCCAUACUUUCCAACCUCAAGUCGUCUACGUCUAG